Molecule: messenger RNA, 1104 nt
Organism: Anopheles marshallii
Lineage: Eukaryota; Metazoa; Arthropoda; Insecta; Diptera; Culicidae
Product: abnormal spindle-like microcephaly-associated protein homolog
Exons: 2
Coding region: 1-1104 (367 amino acids)
Molecular function (GO): calmodulin binding
Source: RefSeq, a predicted model, not a curated record
AUGAACUAUCUCCUUCAUCGACAACGAAGUCCCGGCGCGGUCAUACCGAUCCCAGAGGAACUGGAGCAACUGAUGGGGGAAAUGAGUCGCGAAGUACUCCGCGCUCAGCCACCGAAUGUGAUCUCCUUCCUGGCGGACUAUCUCGAGGACAAGCUGGCGCGCCGUGAGAACCAGCGUAUAGCGGAAAAGAUUGUCGACAAUGUGCUGGACUUCAGUAUGGACAUUGUGGCCAUGCUGGAAUCGGUCGGUAUUGAUUCUCCGCGUGCCGAAGCGGCAGUGAAACGCAUCCGGGAGGAGUUCCACCGUCACUUUGAGACAAAACCGGACGAUGAACGAUUGCGCGAAACAUUCCGGGAGCGUGAGGUGCUAGAGCGAUUGGUUAAGGAGUGCCACUUUAGCGAGCAGGAAGCACGUAAAGCGUCGCGUAUAAUCGAACAAGCGUACCGGACGUACUACUUCCGAAAUGCGUACAAGGAGCCGCACGCCGUCGCUAAGGAUAAGGACUGGCGACAGGCAGCGAAACACACGCUUGGUCUCUACGCCCAGACUGGUCCAACUAAAGAAGAGAUGGAAAUCGCUGCACGUCGAAUUCAAGCUGCGUAUCGUGCGUACUAUACACGCAAACGCCGGGAACUAGAUCAGAACGCAACACUCAUCCAGCGAGCCGUUCGAAGCCACCAAAGUCGCCGACUGCAGGAGGCAGCAGUUGUCGGUGUACCUUCGGAAAUUCUCACUCGCGAAAUCAUUGAUCACGACCUGUAUACACCAUCGGAAGAUAUUCGCAAUUUAAUCAAUGCUGCUCUUGAAGUUGGCGAUGAUUCAACUCGUACGCAAGAGAUGACCACGGACGAUGCCGCCACCUUGAUCCAAUCAGUGUUCCGUGGUCAUCAGACCCGAAAGCAAACGGUUCCAAAGUCUCCAACGCCCGAUGUGGACGUGGAACAAGCCGCCAUAUUGCUCCAAUCGACAGCCCGGGGACAUCUGGCACGUAAGCGCGUACGGGACGAGAAGCAUCAGCACGAGAUGGCCACCCUGCUGCAGUCCCACGCCCGUGGCUUUCUGGCCCGCAAGCAACUACCGCGGAACGAUCCGUCAGACGCGUAG